AUGGCUCGUCUAGACGGAGAAGAUAGGACCCGUGGAGAUGGGGAACCAAUCACUCGUGAUGAAUUAAAUAUAGCAAUCAAGGGUCUAUGUCAGAUGAUCCUGACCUUGGGAAACCAAGCACGACCAAACGAAAACAGAGGAGAAGACCCCCGUAACGAACUACGUCCCCCAUGGCACCCUCGUCAAGAAGAUAGUGAUGAGGAGUCAGAGGAAGAAAUUCAUGACGAUCAUGUCCAACCCAAUAACCAACGCCAAGAAUACUAUCGUAUGAAGACUGAAAUCUCAUAUUUCAAUGGGCACAUACAAGUUGAAGAUUUAUUGGAUCGGCUUGUUGAAGUGGAGAGGUUUUUUGAACUUAUGGAGGUUCCCGAGGUGAAGAUGGUGAAGCUAAUAGUUUUUCAUCUCAAAAGAAGUGCUGCAGUAUGGUGGAAUCAAUUACAGAAGACGCACAAAAGGCAAGGCAAAUCUCCUGAAGCAAUUAAUGACUGA
Prunus armeniaca (apricot) is the source of this 489-nucleotide messenger RNA. NCBI's taxonomy places the organism in Eukaryota, Viridiplantae, Streptophyta, Magnoliopsida, Rosales, Rosaceae. The record is from the annotation of a GenBank genome assembly.